AUGACCACUUCCUGUCAGGAGUUCGAGGUGGCGGUCCACACCUCACCUGGUCUCACCUGUGGAAGCUCCAGCCGCCUGUGGCUCAAUCUGAUUGGCUCUCAGGGGGAGACUCCGCCCAUCAGCGUGAACGAGGGCGAGCGCCAGCUGCUGCCGGGAUCGUCGUGUCCCGUUGGGGUUCGGGCCGUCGGGCCUCUGGGACGCCUGCUCCUGGUCCGGCUCCGUCUGGAGGCUCGGCUCGGGGUCGACAACCAGGACUGGCACUGCAGCCGCGUGGCGGUCCGGGGCCCGGCGGGCGGGCCGGAUCCUGGAGUCCAGGACUUCCUGUGUGACCGCUGGCUGCAGCCUGACGGGGGCGCCGUGGAGCUGCGCAGCGGAAAGCUGUGUUUGCUGCAGGACGAGACCGAAGAGAAGCUGAAGCAGCAGAGAGUCAAACAGCUGCAGCACCAACAGAAACUCAUCAGAUGGUGUAAGUUUGUUGACGGCGCCCCGCAGUGUGUCGACCUGAACUCUCUGUCUGAACUCGGGCCGAACCUCCGAUACCCCCACAACAGUCCGACCGCUGACCUGAGCUACCUGAAGGGCUUCGCCGGCCGAGCCGAGUCCUGGACAAGUCUCACGGAGCUGGAGACGGUUUUCACCAACAGCGGGCUGCAGAGCGACAUCGCCAGGUUCGUCCAGGCUCACUGGACGGAGGAUUGGUUCUUCGGCUUCCAGACUCUGAACGGCUCCAACCCGCUGCUGCUGCGUCAGAUCCGCCUCCUGCCUCCCAACCUGGCCGUCACCUCCGACAUGCUCCGCCCCUUCCUGUCCGGAGGCUCGUCCCUGGAGCAGGAGCUGCAGAGCGGGACCGUCUACCUGCUGGACUACGAGGUCCUGGACGGCGUCCCGGCCAACGUGGUCAACGGGAAGCAGACGUACCUGUGCGCCCCGCUGUGCCUGCUGCACCUGAACCAGCAGGGUCAGCUGGUCCCCGUCGCCAUCCAGCUGCAGCAGACCCCCGGCCCUCUGAACCCGGUCUUCCUGCCCUCUGACCCGGGCUCUGAUUGGCUGCUGGCGAAGAUCUGGGUCCACUGCGCCGACUUCCAGGUCCACCAGCUGGUGUCCCACUACCUGAAGACCCACAUGCUGUCGGAGCUGAGCUGCGUGGCGACGCUGCGCCAGCUGCCGGAGCCGCACCCGCUGCACCAGCUGCUGAUGCCUCACGUCAGGACGUCCCUGCAGAUCAACUUCAAGGCUCGGUCCUCGCUGCUCGCCGCCGGCGGCGUCUUCGACAAGGCGACUGGUUCUGGUCUGGAGUCGUUACCGGUCCUCGUGUCCCGGGCGUCCCAGAGGCUCCGUUACAGGUCUCUGUGUGUCCCUGACGACCUGGCGGACCGCGGCGUGGACCGGCUGCAGCAGAGCUACUACGGCCAGGACGCUCGCCGAGUCUGGGACGCUCUGCACAAGUUCGUGGGCGGCUGGGUGGACCUGUUCUACCGCGGGGACGAGGCGGUGCAGCAGGACUCUGAGCUGCAGCUCUGGAUCCAAGACUUCAACACACACGGCUUCCACCAGGACUCAGGUUUCCCUUCGUCUCUCGAGACCAAAGCAGAAGUGUCGAAGUUCGUCACCAUGAUCAUCUUCUCCUGCUCGGCGCUGCACGCCGCCGUCAACUUCUCUCAGCUGGAUUUCGCUCUCUGGAUCCCGAACUGUCCGGCCGCCAUGCUGCGUCCUCCCCCGCAGGUCAAAGGUUCGCUGACGGACGAUGACAUCACGUCCUUCCUGCCGGACGCCAACUCCAGCUGCCGCGUCCUGAUGGUGCUCGCCCUGCUGUCGAUGCCCGCCAAAGACUUUGUUCCUCUGUGUCACUACAAGGAGGAGCUGUUUGGGGAGGGCGCCCCCCGCAGGCUGCUGGAGGAGGUGCAGAAGGAGCUCCAGGCCAUUUCUGAUGACAUCACGGAUCGUAACAGGAAGCUGGAGGUGUCGUACCCGUACCUGCAGCCGGGACGCAUCGAGAACAGCGUCGCCAUCUAAACGCCGUGUCUCAGGCGUUAACACCUGUUAACACCUGUUAACACCUGUUAACACCUGUUAACAGGUGUUAACAGGUGUUAACAGCUGAGACACGGCGCCUCCUGGUGGUCGACACCAGCACUGCACCCACAACAGCACCUAAACUAGUUUAUCUAGUCACAUAAUAACAACCUGCUGUUAACUCCGGCUGUUAAACUAGUUUAUCUCGUCAAUAAUAACUCAGUUUAACGGUUAAUAAAAUAAGCUGUUAGUGAAUUCACUGAUUCUACAGGAAGUUGUUUCAUGUUCGUUCUUCAUGAAAGUUUGUUUUUUGUUUUUUAACAAUAAAAACUUGAUUUUAUUCUUCGCUGAUUAUUAUCAUUAUUAUUAUUAUC
Molecule: messenger RNA, 2387 nt
Organism: Centropristis striata (black sea bass)
Lineage: Eukaryota; Metazoa; Chordata; Actinopteri; Perciformes; Serranidae
Exons: 14
Coding region: 1-2013 (670 amino acids)
Biological process (GO): linoleic acid metabolic process; lipid oxidation
Molecular function (GO): protein binding; iron ion binding; oxidoreductase activity, acting on single donors with incorporation of molecular oxygen, incorporation of two atoms of oxygen
Source: RefSeq, a predicted model, not a curated record